AGAGUCGAGAGGGUGGCAGCUGGAAGCCGUUAGCGAGAGCUGAGAUGUUCCGGAUCGAGGGCCUUGCGCCGAAGCUGGACCCGGAGGAGAUGAAACGGAAGAUGCGCGAGGAUGUGAUCUCCUCCAUACGGAACUUCCUCAUCUACGUGGCCCUGUUGCGAGUCACUCCUUUUAUCUUAAAGAAAUUGGACAGCAUAUGAAGAGUGGGUGUCACGUGUGAAUGCAUGGUAUGAAGAACCUGGCUGCAGUUUCUUCUCCUGUCUGCAAGUGAAUAGGCCCAGAAAGAUGGAAGAGACUCUUCGACUGAAUGGACAUAAAAAUUCUGCUUGUUAAGAACAAUUUUGGCUCUGGUAACUGACCUUUAUAGCUAAAACUUUUUGGCAAGUAUGAAGAGACGUUUUACGGUUCUAGUGUUCCCUUAUACCUGUGAUAUCAGCCUCGAUGAAUGUUGGUGUAAUUGUACAUCAUGAUGUCAAACUCCAUUUUCUGGCAAGUAUGAAUUAUAAGGGAAUUAUGUCUGCAAAAA
Dama dama (fallow deer) is the source of this 526-nucleotide messenger RNA. Its product is annotated as mitochondrial import receptor subunit TOM5 homolog. The record is from RefSeq and is a predicted model, not a curated record. The transcript has a single exon. Lineage: Eukaryota; Metazoa; Chordata; Mammalia; Artiodactyla; Cervidae. Bases 45 to 200 code for a protein of 51 amino acids. Gene Ontology annotation, cellular component: mitochondrial outer membrane translocase complex.